Messenger RNA from Clonostachys solani, 906 nucleotides. The record is from the annotation of a GenBank genome assembly. NCBI's taxonomy places the organism in Eukaryota, Fungi, Ascomycota, Sordariomycetes, Hypocreales, Bionectriaceae.
AUGCUCGUUAAUGCUGUCAACGCUGCUGCUCUAAUUGCGGUCUUCGCAACCGUAAUUGAUGCAGCAGUUUAUAUUGGAGAGACCGAGAUCCCCGCUCCACCCGAAGCAGCCCUUCGGCCCCUGUGGGCUGAGGAGGACGACUCUGCUCGGCCCCCUCCCCCCGAAGCAGCGUUGAGACCACUAUGGGUUGAAGGAGACGUCCCUACUCGACCUGCCCCAGUUGUGAUCAUGCCAACUGACAUCGAGAGCGACCCGAACCUCGAAUUGAGAGAUGAUGCCGAUGUUCUCGCUGCGAUUGCCGACAAGUAUACAUUCUGGCAAGGCAACGGUGCAAACUGGCCGAAGAAGGCCGCUUGGGGAACCUUCGCACAGCUUUGGAACGCCAACCUCCCUACUAUUCGUAAAUCUUGCGGCUGGAACAACUGGGGAGCGGAUAACAGUGCCCAGGAGAUCAGCAACUUACAGAAGGCCAUUAAUCAGGUCGCAGGCGAGGCUAAAAUUGAGCCUCGCUUCAUUCUCUCGAUCGUUAUGCAAGAGUCUGGUGGCUGUGUGCGCGUUCCUACCACGAACAACGGUGUCCGCAACCCUGGGCUGAUGCAAUCCCAUAACGGCGCUGGAACUUGUGCCGGUCGCAACCCUUGCCCCAAUGCCCAGAUCUUGCAAAUGAUCCGCGAUGGAACAUCUGGUACUAAGGCAGGUGAUGGCAUCAAGCAGUGUCUUGCCAAGACGUCCAAGGUUGUUACCAACGCCGCACAUAGAGCUGUAUUUGCCGCUGCUCGUCUUUACAACAGUGGUUCCGUCGACUAUAACAACCUCAACAACCCGUUUACUGCAACCAAGUGCUAUUCUUGUGAUGUGGCUAACCGCCUCACUGGAUGGACCCUUGCUGCUAGAAAGUGCUCUUAA